AUGCGGCUCCGAGCUCACCUAUUCAACACCACCGUUCUUCCUGCUUUGACCUACGCUUCGGAAACCUGGGCGCUUCGCAAGCAAGAGGAAAAUGUUGUCAGCGUCAUAAAAUGCUCAGUUGAAAGAGUGAUGUCAGGAGUUUCCUGCUUUACGCAAAUAGAAAAGGGGCUUCGAAGUUCAUCCCUACGUCAUCGAUCGAAGAUCAGAGACGCUGCCGCAUAUGCUAAAGAAAGCAAAAUUAGGUGGGCCGGACAUAUGAUGCGUUAUAAUGACAAUCGUUGGACCAGAGCUGUGAGCGACUGGAUACCACGCGAUAUUAAACGCUCCGCAGGAAGACCACUCACCUGA
Molecule: messenger RNA, 348 nt
Organism: Necator americanus (New World hookworm)
Lineage: Eukaryota; Metazoa; Nematoda; Chromadorea; Rhabditida; Ancylostomatidae
Exons: 1
Coding region: 1-348 (115 amino acids)
Source: RefSeq, a predicted model, not a curated record